This is a messenger RNA of Branchiostoma belcheri (Belcher's lancelet), 2017 nucleotides long. Its product is annotated as proto-oncogene tyrosine-protein kinase ROS-like. Bases 26 to 2017 code for a protein of 663 amino acids. Lineage: Eukaryota; Metazoa; Chordata; Leptocardii; Amphioxiformes; Branchiostomatidae. The record is from RefSeq and is a predicted model, not a curated record. The transcript is spliced from 12 exons. Gene Ontology annotation, molecular function: protein binding.
CCGGUCCGAACUGAGUGGAAACUCCAUGGAGCAUGUGCUGAGCGCCUCUGUACAGGACCUGGAGGUCAACGCCCUCUCAGGCCACCUGUUCUGGACGUCCGCGCACGCCGUGGAACGUGCCCGUCUGAACGGACAGGACAGGACCCGCUACUGGAGCGUGGAGAAUUUCUCAGGCAGGCAGCUGGCUGGGAUCACGCUGGACACCCUCGGGGAGAUGGUCUACUGGCUGGUCAGUGGGCUGGACAUGCUGGACUUGUACCGGGCUAGCAGCACUGUGGAUGGGCCACUUGUAUCCAGCACAGUGCAACUCCUGGGACCAGUCCAUUCCUACACUCUGAGUCAUGUUCUUCACUUCUACGACGGAAAGCUGUUCUGGCUGGACUCGGACUCGAGACUCGCCGUACGUGACGUCAACAGCUCUGAUGUCACCACUGUCCCCAUGGCAACUGGCAAACUUACCACGUUCACCGUCGUCCAGCCUUCCCUUCAGCCCCUGCCUGUUGGGUACAACUCGACCCCCAGCGUAGUCCCAGAGGUCGUUCACCCCUCGGAGGUCGCGGUUUCGGGCACGUGGGACGACUUUAACAUCACCUGGGCAACGGCCAGGGGCGUGGAGUACGGAACGACCUUGUACGACCUCACACUGCAUUAUGGGAAUAGGCUGUACGCAAAGGUUACCAGUGACAACCACUACACCAUCGCUGAUGCCCCGCCCUACACCCCGCUGGUCCUGACCCUGUUACCUUUCACCUACUGGGGGUCAGCAGGUCAGGUCACAGUUCAUCUCAGGUCACCAGAGUCAGCCCCAACAGUCCCAGUCAGGCCCAGGGUUUUCAUCACAGAGAACUCAGACCCCCUCUCCACACUCACCACCUACACCGCACAGUUCCGCUGGUCACCUCCGCAACAGGAAAAUGGACUCAUCCAGGGGUACAACGUGUUCUACCAGAACGCCUCCUCCCAGAAUGCAUCAGCGGGGAGUUCCGUUGCCAUGACAACCGUGUCAAACAGCACUUUCCAGUUUACUCUGGAGAAUCUAGAGCCUGGGACAACUUACACUUUUCAGGUGGAAGCCUUCACCUCAGCUGGCAUCGGGCCGAGAACCCCGGCUGUCAACGCCAGCACUCAAGUUGUUAGCCCUCCACCCCAGCUGCUUGUCAUCGGUGAUGCUGGGCUCUCAUUGGCUGACAUGGACACCAAUCAGGAGACAGCUCUGACCCAGGUGGACGUUGACCCCGUUGCCGUUGGUUACCUGGGGCAGGAAGAUACCAUUCUGUUUGUGGACGCGGGGAACGACAGGCUGUUCUCUGUGAAGAGGGACGGGACAGACCUGAAACAGCUUGUUCAGCUAGACUCUGCCCCCGCGACCUUGGCUGUGGACUGGGUGGGGAGGGGGGCGUACUGGCUGGAGGGAGGGGGGAUGUUCCGUUACAGACUCGAGGGGGAGGACCCCACCCCCACCCAGCUGGCAUCUGGGCUGGGUCAGACAGGAGAGUUAGUGAUCGACCCCUUAAAGAGCACCCUGUUUUGGACAGCAACAGUCGACAACAGAACCAACAUCUGGACAUCAGACUUGGAAGGAACCAACAGAGCUCCACUCUUCCCCUCCUCACCUCAACGUAACAGGAGGGAAGCCAACACCCCUGCUCCUGCCACAGUGGCACCUCCCGCCUGCACCUGUCCACAGGACAUGGCUGUAGGGCCGGGUUUGUCCAUUGACGGAGUGGGAGGUGGCAGGCCUGAGGUGUAUUUCUGUGGAGAGGCAGUGAUCUGGGCAGCUGAUACACAGGGGUGUACCUGUAGGGUUGUGUACAACGGGACAGGUGAAACAGACACAGGUCUCCCCUGUGACUCCCUAACCGUGGACACCUCCCAUGUUUACUGGACCAACUCUGAGCAGAACCUGCUCUGUAGCCUGGAGAAGGCCUCUGGGCGAGACAAGACGUGUCAGGACAACCCAGGAGCCAACUCUGUGCUGUCCUUCAGUCCCAGUCUACAGCCAUAUCCUGGUAAGUGA